AUGAAUGUGUUGGAUGAUGAAGAUGACCAGAGCUUUCACGCUACGCGUGACGGCUACUCCCAUUUGAGCGAUGUCGAAUGGGAUGCGGUUGAACGGAUGGGUUCAACCAUGGGCAUCCAUGCUGUUAGCGUCAUGCUAGAGGCUCUCAAUAGAGAUGCCCAACAAGCUACUAUAGCCAAGUUCAUUCAAAAUGAACUUGACGCUGAACGCGAGAAAAGACAGCAGCAGGCUGCUGCUAGCGGGUCGAUGCACUCGCGUCGACCCGAAACCUUGAAGAUUGACAUCUCCAAGUAUAGGGGAGUCGAAGAGGACUCCCUCUUGAGACGGUUCGUCGAAUUAGACGACGCCAUAAGGGCGCGUCGCGUCGACGACGGAGAUAUGCAAGUUGCAUUUGCCCAGUCAAAUCUGGCAGGACGUGCCAAGACUUGGGCAUUGGGGCUCAAGCUGCACGACCCAUAUGCGUUUGGGUCGUUGGAAGUCUUCAAGUCGCGGCUCAGACAAACGUUUGAACCGCCUAGAGCUGAGUUUAGAGCUCGAACCGAACUCUUGAAGCUCAAACAGGGUAAGCGUGAUGUGCACGGUUGCGCGCAACAUAUACGACAUCUUACGAGUUGUAUAAGUUCCAAUCCGGUGGAUGAACACACGUUGGUUUCGGUGUUCAUGCAGGGUCUUGCGGAUGGUCCCGUCAAGACUCACCUGUUCCGGAUUGAACUAGAUUCACUAGAACAAGCCAUUUCCAUUGCGGAACAGGAAGACUUCAGUCUGAGACAGGCUCGCGCCAGCUCGACAUCAUAUCGUCAACCGAGACGAUAUGACAGCGGAGGUCCAGAGCCGAUGGAACUCUGUUAUGUAGAGAGCGAGAAGGCUCGCUCUACAGACUACAAGAAGUUGCAGAGAUGCAACAGAUGUCAAAAGACAGGACACUACGCUUACGAGUGUAGUGCCCCUCGUCCAGUGUCUCGCAACACUGGGCGUAGUGACCGUCCACCCAUGAGUAAGGGGCAGGGACGCGGGUCCGCUGUUGGUGCAAAGACGCAACAACGGGAUGGACCGUCAAAAAACGGACAGGAUCAGUAG
This is a messenger RNA of Peronospora matthiolae, 1077 nucleotides long. Lineage: Eukaryota; Oomycota; Peronosporomycetes; Peronosporales; Peronosporaceae. The record is from the annotation of a GenBank genome assembly.